CUUCACCUUUAACUAUCGCCGGGAGUGGCCUCGCGCGCCUCGAGGGCGCGUCCUGACAGGCGCCGCACGCGCAGCCGCCGCGGGUCAGCUCAUAGGUAGGAUCCGGGACGAUGGGCGUGUAGCGCCGGAAGAGACACGCGCGCGUCAAGCAGGAGCUGCCAGCGCGCGCCGCCUUUGACUCUGUUUCGGGAUGAGUUCGCGGGUCAGACCCGGGUAUUCCCGGCAGGACGUCAACAAAACCUCGUGGGAAGUUCCGGACCGGUACCGGGACCUGAAGCAGGUGGGCUCGGGGGCGUACGGGACGGUGUGCUCGGCGACAGACUCCAGAACUGGAGCCAAAGUGGCCAUCAAGAAGCUCUACAGACCGUUCCAGUCGGAGAUCUUCGCCAAGCGGGCCUACAGGGAGCUGAGGCUCCUCAAACACAUGAAGCAUGAGAACGUGAUCGGCCUGCUGGACGUCUUCACCGCCGACCUCUCCCUGGACAGAUUCCUGGAUUUUUACCUGGUGAUGCCGUUCAUGGGGACGGACCUGGGGAAGCUGAUGAAGAUGCACAAGCUGUCGGAGGACAAGAUUCAGUAUUUGGUGUAUCAGAUGCUCAAAGGCUUGAAGUAUAUCCACUCUGCUGGCAUCAUUCACAGAGAUCUUAAACCAGGAAAUCUCGCCAUCAAUCAGGACUGUGAGCUGAAGAUCUUGGAUUUUGGAUUAGCGCGGCAGGCAGACAGCGAGAUGACGGGGUACGUGGUGACCCGCUGGUACCGAGCGCCGGAGGUCAUCCUGAGCUGGAUGCACUACACUCAGACCGUGGAUAUUUGGUCAGUGGGCUGCAUCAUGGCAGAAAUGCUUCAAGGAAAACCUCUUUUUAAAGGCAACGAUCACCUCGAUCAGCUGACUGAGAUCAUGAAGAUCACAGGAACACCAAGUCCGGAAUUUUUGUCCAAACUGGAAUCUGAAGAAGCUAAACGAUACCUCAAAAGUCUACCGAAACAGGAGAAGAAAGACCUUCAGAAGGUCUUUCCCACGUCUGAUGUACACGCUGUGUCUGUGAUCGAGCACAUGUUAUUGCUGGAUCCGGAAAAACGGGUUACGGCUGCCGAGGCUCUCACGCUGCCUUACUUCACCGAGUUCAAGGACUCGGAGGAGGAGAAGGAGGCGCAGCCGUACGAUCACUCGCUGGACAACGCAGAGCUCACGCUGGAACAGUGGAAACGCCACACCUUCACAGAGAUCUUGACCUUCAAGCCCAUUCUGCCAGACGCCAAAGAAACCUCUCUUUAGGAAACACUCCGGACUCUUUUGGAGAUCAAACUCCAGCAGGAAAACCUUCGGAUCGUGAACGUUCUUCAGACUUGAUGAGGAUCCUUUUAUAGCCCGUUUUACAUUUUUCAUGUUUCUGAAACGAUAAAAACUUUCAAAGUUUCGGUUUGAAUCGUUUAUAAAACUGGAGAGAGUUUAACGAGUUCUUCCUGAAUUAAACCUCUAAAUUUGAGCUCCAGAAACGACACGUAACCCAAACCUGCUGCAUAAAACGGGUCUGCGUCCUGGACGGAGGGACUUCCCAGAAUGCAUCGGCUGGAGUUUGUUUACAUGUGUCGGAGGAGUUCAGUCCUCGCUGAAAGUUUGAGCUGAAAGACAUCAUCCUUCUUUUCUUCCAUCACCAAUGAGAAGAUAAAGAAGAAAACCAAACUGUUUUAAUCUCUGCAAACUGUUUUCUUCUGCAAUAAUCUCAAAGUAUGACCGGAACUGCCCAAAAAACUAUAAAUCAACUAAAUAAAUCACUUUUUACAACCACAGUUGUGGUUGCAGUUCAUUCA
Messenger RNA from Oryzias melastigma (Indian medaka), 1812 nucleotides. RefSeq names its product mitogen-activated protein kinase 12a (gene mapk12a). Gene Ontology annotation, biological process: intracellular signal transduction; protein phosphorylation. Gene Ontology annotation, molecular function: MAP kinase activity; ATP binding. The transcript has 12 exons. The record is from RefSeq and is a predicted model, not a curated record. NCBI's taxonomy places the organism in Eukaryota, Metazoa, Chordata, Actinopteri, Beloniformes, Adrianichthyidae. Gene Ontology annotation, cellular component: cytoplasm; nucleus. The coding region runs from base 191 to 1276 and encodes 361 amino acids.